ACCAUCCAGAAUCAAGUCAACGAUCAUCGAAGAUCAUGUUGACCCUGAGCAGAUGCUGCCAGGCCAGAUCUUUGAAGAUCCUCAGCCGUUGAGUGUUCCGGGCCCCUCCAGGAUCAAGCAAACAGCAGAUCCGGCCCAUCCUGAGUCACCAACGGCCCUGACCGGUCAUGUUGAUACUGAGCUAGUGUGUCUGCCAGGCCAGAUCUGGGAAGAUCCUCAGCCAAUCAGUGUCCAUGGCCUCACCAAUAUUAAGAAAACGACGGAUGCAGAUUCGGCCUGUCCUGAGUCGCCUCCGUCUGUUCAACACCCCUCUAAAAUUGAUGGGACUGAUGGUGAGUCAUCCUGAAUUUGGUUCAUCUGUUAUUUUUAUGCUUUGUUGUUUUUAGCUUGUAAAUCAGACAGUGUCAUUUGUUGUGCUGUUAAUUGUGUAUUAAUUGCUAGCUGCAGCUCUGUUCAUGAAGAUGUUUCUGUUUGUUUUCUUCAUUUUAGAAAAACCCAAGAAAGGAAGGAAAGGGAAAAGAGUCUCUGCUUUCUUUAAGAGAGUAUGGAAGGCUGUAACGCGCCCUUUCCUGUGCUGUGACACAGAUAUAGUCCAGCAUUUUACGCCACAACCAGAGCUAAAGGAAGCUAACAAGGCUUCUGGACCUCCUCGUGGAUUAGAUCUGUCUGAUUUUAAAGUAGGAGCCUUGAUUGGAGAAGGAGGUUUUGGCCAGGUGUUUGUGGCAUCUUACAAGCAUCGUAAAAGAGUAAAGGUUGCCCUGAAGUUUAUCAACAAGGAUGAAGACGACCGCUAUCUCGACAUUGAUGGUCAUUCCACACCUGUGCUCGCGGAAGUGGCAGUGAUGCUUAAGUUGGCGAAUGCUCCGCAAUGUCCAAACAUCAUCGGAUUACACGACUGGGUUGAGAAUGAGAACAACUUCAUUCUCAGUCUGGAGUACGCAGAGUCAUACCAGACCUUGGAACAGUACAUCAAUGAAACAUUUGACGUUGGUGAAAAGCGAGCACGCCGGUUAAUGCGUCAGUUGAUCCAAGCUGUAAAGUUCUGCACUGAGCGUGGAGUUUUCCAUGGAGAUAUACACACGCAGAACAUCCUGGUGUCGAAAUCCCGAUUACAGCUCAAAUUAAUCGACUUUGGUUGUGCUUGGCCAAUUACCAGCGAGCCUUUCGACAGCGAUGAUUAUCAAGGAGCUGCUAUAUGCACGCCACCUGAGGUUUUCACGCUCCCCAUAUUCUAUGCUGACCCAGUAAACGUCUGGACAAUUGGCAUCGUGCUGUAUGAAAUCUUGCAUGCAUAUAUGCCCUUUACUGACGAACGUUCAAUAAUGUUUGAAUCCGCUGAGAUACGCCCCAGGUUCUCUACAGAAUGCCAGGACCUGAUUUCCCAGUGUUUCAUCCGUAAUCCAGUUAACCGGCUAAGGUUACAUCAGGUAGAAGAGCACGAGUGGUUCAAUCCUGCGCAGCAGUUAAACAAGAGGAGAAAAAAACUAAAGAUCCCAAGAAGAGGAAAGCAUCAUUAAAGUCACUAAACUAGCAUUAUCGGUUAUUAAUUACUCCCUCAUGUCAUUCCAAACCCCUAAGAUCUUACUUUUCUUCAGUGUCAGUUCAUGACGUGUGUUGAUGAGAGCUCUGUCCUGCACUGUGUGUGUGUCGCACUGCUGACGUUUACCUCAGAUGUGCCCACGCUUUGUUUAAAUGAGAGGAAGUCGCGCAGGCCUCUGGGUUAUCCGUCAGCAGUGCGACACACAUCCAGUGCAGUACAGGACUUCUGAAGUCAUUAUUUUUGUUUUAUUUUUGUGUUUUUCUUUCUGCAUAAAGAAGUUUCGUUUAAAAAUGACAGCUGUAGCUCCAAACCCCUGACACCUUUCCUCAUCUUCAGAAAACAAAUGAAAAUAUUUGAGAUGAAAUCAAAUCAUCAAACCAUGAGAGCUCUGUCCUGCACUGUAUGUGUGUCCACUGCUGACGUUUACCUCAGAUGUGCCCACGCUUUGUUUAAAUGAGAGGAAGUCGCGCAGGCCUCUGGGUUAAACGUCAGCAGUGCGACGCUCUUCUGAACGUGCGGUUUGAGGGUCAGAGAGCUCUCAGAUUUCAUCUCAAAUGUUUUAAUUUGUGUUCUCAAUAUGAACUAAACAUGAAUAUGAACUAAGGACAUGAGGUGAGUAACUAAUGACAAUAAUGGUAAUGAAUGGUGCCUAGACCGCAGCUCUGCACAAGACCUUUGGCCACAGGAGAAAUGGUCGUGCCCAACCGAGCCUGGUUUCUCUCGAGGUUUUUUUCCUUCACUUUUGUCAAUUGGUGAAGUUUUGUUCCUCGCCACUGUUGCCGCUGGCUUGCUUGGUUGGGACUUGUGGAGCUGCGCAUCGAUGGAUUUGCUCUUCAGUGUUUGGACUUUCAGCAGUGACAAUUAAACCACACUGAACUGAA
Molecule: messenger RNA, 2421 nt
Organism: Danio rerio (zebrafish)
Lineage: Eukaryota; Metazoa; Chordata; Actinopteri; Cypriniformes; Danionidae
Source: RefSeq, a predicted model, not a curated record